AGGUGAGUCUUGGGUAAGGGUUGGAAGGCCCGUCCCUUAGAGACACGUGUCAAUGCGAGAGAGAAACAAAAAUGGGAGAGGAGAGAGGCCAUGUUUCGUUUCUGGGUUUGGUUCUGUUCUUCUCUCUCUCGAUCGAAACCUCUCUGUCUCCGAAACGGCGAUUCCUCUCCAUCAACUAAUCCUCUCUCUUUGUUGGUUCAAUUGAAGGGCGAGUUGGUGUCCAUCAUCUGGAUGAUUCUCAACAGAACAAGAACUUCACAUUCAAAUGUCACAGAGAUGGGAAUGAGAUCUAUUCUAUCAAUGCUCUGAACUUCCAUCCGCACUACUAAACUCGAGAGAGCAACGAAUCUUCCUGGAAGUUUCGAGGUUGCUUCUUCAUUGCUUUAUCACUAUAUAAUCAAUCAUCAUUUGCUUUCUCCUAUCUCUCUCUCACACACACAAAGAUCAUUUUCUUUCACUAAACUUCCAAGUGAUCUGUGGAGAUGCGAAACAUUCUUAAUUUGCAUGGGACUAGUGGGCACAAUAAUGUUUUAAAAGCUCAUAGAUUCACAUUCAAGAAUGAUCAUCAACUCACCAUGGUUAUGGAGAACAUGUUCAGAAGAGUUGUCGGAGAGGAGCUUGAUCAUCGUCUUAAUCAACGACCUUAUCUCUUUUCGUCGUGGUCCCAAACCGAACGCUCACGUUCGGAAACGCCGUCGUCGCGUUCACGUCUCAAGCUGCGGUUCAUCAACUCGCCGCGAUCUUCCAUAUUCACGGGAGCCAAGAUCGAAACCGAGGACGGUUCUCCCGUAGCGAUCGAGCUCGUGGACACAGCCACGAACGCUCGAGUCGUUUCGGGACCGCUCUCAUCUUGUCGGGUGGAGAUCGUGCCGCUUAAAGCUCACUUCACGGAGGAAAGCUGGACCGUUGACGAGUUCAAACGCUAUAUUGAGAAGCAGCGUGAAGGCAAACCUCCGUUACUCACCGGAGAUGUAACUGUCACGCUUGAAAACGGAGUCGGAGUGAUAGCCGGAGACGUCGCGUUCUCGGAUAACUCGAGUUGGACUUGGAGUAGGAUGUUCCGGUUAGGUGCUAGGUUAACCGGUGGUGAAGCCGUGGAGGCAAGGAGUGAAGCUUUUAACUGUAAAGACCAACGUGGAGAAUCUUAUAGAAAACAUUACCCUCCGUCUCCCAAUGACGAGGUUUGGAGACUGAAGAACAUAGCUAAAGGUGGCGUUUCGGCAAAGCGUUUGGCUGAGCAGGAGAUUUAUACCGUCAAGGAUUUACUCCGUUGGUAUGCCGUAUGUCCAAAUGAGUUAUACAACAUACUUGGUAGAGAGACAAAGUCAGGAAGGAUCUCAAAGAGAAAAUGGGAAGCAAUUGUAUCCCACGCCAUGCAAUGCGUUUUGGACGAAACAGAGCGUUACAUCUACAACGCAAACGCUCUUGAUGGAUCGCUUAUAUUCAACUCUGUCUAUGAAGUGAUCAAAGUGUCCUUAAGUGAUGGCACGUUUCGAAACCCUGAUGAGGUACCCACCUAUCAGCUGGACAAGUUAAAGAAAGAAGCUUAUAGAGACCUUACCCUCUUAAAGACCUUUGUGGAACAUCCACAAAGAUCCUUGCAAUGCACGCCAAAUCCCGGAUAUGGCAUCGCAUGUCCUGAGUUGCAGCACAACAACUUUCAAGGAACUUCGGAUCCAUCAGGCUCUAUGAGUUCUCUUUACUUCACAGCUGCAAACUCUACCAUCCAACCAGAGAGUUUUGAGAACUCACCAGACAUGACGUUUCAUAUCGACCGGAAUUUAUUACAGAGAAACAGCUUCAGGAUAAGUGAACACGACCACGAUGCACAAACUUUAGCCACGAGAGGGUAUAUCGAGAACGAAGAGGACGAUCAUGAGAAUACUUUUACUUAUCAUCAGGGCAUGUCCUCGAACUUGUCAACUGGUGCGGCGGAUUGGGAGCAACAAAUGUAUAAUAGUUUGUCUGUUAGCGUGUUUGGCACGGAAGAAGCUGGAACGUAUAAUGUUCGUUUUACAAACACUGCGGGGUCUCCACGAGCCAGGUGGUGCAAGAUUAAGGCAGCUUUCAAAAUUCGAGAAGUCUGGAAACAGGCAGCUGCCAGAAACCGAGGGAAGGCUUGCGUAGCGUACUAGAUUCAGUAGUUUCAAUUCUUACGGUGCACGAAAGAUGCAGCAUAUAUAUUGCGUGUGUGUGUUUUUUUUUUCUGGCUAAUGGCUGUUCCAAAUGGCUUUUAUCCCAGCUCAUGUUUGAUAUAUCUUUCAGAUAUAAAAGGCUAUACAUACAUAACGAAUAAGUUUACAUGUUUAUAUUUUGUUAUUUGUUUUUCCAUCAGUUGUAAUGCUUUUAUAGGAAAGGGCUUGUAAAAGUUGUAGCCUUUACAUGCUGUAUUUGAUU
Brassica rapa (field mustard) is the source of this 2397-nucleotide messenger RNA. Its product is annotated as calmodulin-binding protein 60 G. Gene Ontology annotation, biological process: regulation of salicylic acid biosynthetic process. Gene Ontology annotation, cellular component: nucleus. The record is from RefSeq and is a predicted model, not a curated record. Lineage: Eukaryota; Viridiplantae; Streptophyta; Magnoliopsida; Brassicales; Brassicaceae. Gene Ontology annotation, molecular function: calmodulin binding; sequence-specific DNA binding; DNA-binding transcription factor activity.